Messenger RNA from Mercurialis annua (annual mercury), 570 nucleotides. RefSeq lists its product as uncharacterized. Bases 136 to 381 code for a protein of 81 amino acids. The transcript is spliced from 3 exons. NCBI's taxonomy places the organism in Eukaryota, Viridiplantae, Streptophyta, Magnoliopsida, Malpighiales, Euphorbiaceae. The record is from RefSeq and is a predicted model, not a curated record.
AAUAGGCGACCCAUAGACUGUCUCUGUCUGUGUCUGGGCUUGGCUGUUGUAGCUAUCAUCUUUAAGAAUCUCAAAGUAAAACAAAAGAGCUGUUUGAUUUCUCCUCCUCCAUUGUUUCCGAUUGAUUAGAACAACAUGAUUAGCAUUCUCGCUCAGGAGCGUUUACUUGGAGCCGCCAUGGGAAGUGCUCUAGUGGGUUUUAUUGUUUUCGAGCAAAGAAAACGUAUCUAUCAAUCAAUUUCUCAACCUCAUACCCAAUCUCAGUUGAAGGAGCCUAUUUUUGGAAAGCAAUUCCGUUCGCAGUUUGCAGUCUUGUGGAACAAAUCUGUGGAUGAGACAUUUAGACCUGUUGUGACUUCUCUUAGUUCACGCCGACAAUAAUAAUUCUGUAAUACUUUCAUUUUCACUGUUAUAACAUAUCUGUAUUUGUGCGUGCUCCUACUGAUAUCAAAUCAUUUACAUGAGACGUGUAUCCUGACAUGCUAUGGUGCUACCAUUAAUUGUGAUGUUCAAAAUAAUGUCAUAAGAGACAUGAUGAAGUAAUUUCUUCAUUCAUAUUAUUUGUUUUAA